UUCACUCGGACCAAGCUCCUCCCGCUCUGAACAUUCCAGAGAAGUUCCAUUUCUUCUAAAUUCCUCUGCAUCCAUAGAUCUAACCUAGGGUUUCUCAUUCUCUCUGACUUAGACAAUCUCUCUCUCUCGCUCUCUCAGAGAACCACAAAAUGGGCCCUGAUAUUCUCGGCGAGCGCCAGUCCGGCGAGGACGUUCGCACUCAAAACGUGAUGGCGUGCGGAGCGGUUGCUAACAUUGUCAAAUCCUCGCUAGGUCCCGUUGGACUCGACAAGAUGCUUGUUGAUGAUAUUGGUGAUGUGACAAUUACUAACGAUGGUGCUACAAUACUCAAGAUGUUGGAAGUUGAGCACCCUGCUGCCAAGGUUCUCGUGGAGUUGGCUGAGCUUCAAGACAGAGAAGUUGGAGAUGGGACAACUUCAGUGGUCAUCAUAGCUGCGGAGUUACUUAAGAGAGCAAAUGGUUUGGUGAGGAAUAACAUUCACCCUACAUCCAUAAUCAGUGGAUACAGACUUGCUAUGAGGGAGGCAUGCAAAUAUGUGGAGGAGAAAUUGGCUGUACAGGUUGAAAAGCUUGGAAAAGAUUCUCUAAUAAACUGUGCCAAGACAAGCAUGUCCUCAAAGUUGAUAGCCGGUGACAGUGACUUCUUUGCAAAUCUGGUUGUGGAUGCUGUACAAGCUGUUAAAAUGAAAAAUGCCCGGGGGGAAGUCAAAUACCCAAUUAAGGGAAUUAAUAUUUUGAAAGCUCAUGGCAAAAGUGCAAAAGAUAGCUAUCUUUUGAAUGGGUAUGCUCUAAAUAUGGGUCGUGCUGCCCAAGGAAUGCCAAUUAGGGUUGCCCCUGCGAGGAUUGCCUGUCUUGACUUUAAUCUUCAGAAGACAAAGAUGCAAUUGGGUGUCCAGGUCUUAGUCACUGAUCCCAGGGAGCUUGAAAAAAUUCGUGAAAGAGAAGCUGAUAUGACAAAAGAACGCAUUGAAAAACUUCUGAAAGCUGGAGCUAACGUUGUUCUGACAACAAAAGGGAUAGAUGACAUGGCACUCAAGUACUUUGUUGAGGCUGGGGCAAUUGCUGUCAGACGUGUUCGGAAAGAGGAUAUGCGCCACGUUGCCAAGGCAACCGGUGCAACCCUGGUCUCAAUAUUUGCUGAUAUGGAAGGAGAGGAAUCAUUUGAUUCAUCAUUUCUUGGAUAUGCAGAUGAAGUUGUUGAGGAACGUAUCGCUGAUGAUGAUGUGAUUAUGAUAAAGGGGACUAAAACUACAAGUGCGGUUUCCUUGAUCCUCAGAGGUGCGAAUGACUAUAUGCUUGAUGAGAUGGAGAGAGCUCUGCAUGAUGCUCUGUCUAUCAUUAAAAGGACCCUUGAAUCCAAUACGGUGGUAGCAGGUGGAGGCGCAGUCGAGGCUGCCUUGUCCGGGUAUUUGGAGUGCCUUGCUACAACUUUAGGAUCCCGUGAGCAGUUGGCAAUUGCAGAAUUUGCUGAAUCUUUGUUAAUUAUACCAAAGGUGCUAGCCGUGAAUGCUGCUAAGGAUGCCACCGAUUUGGUCGCAAAGUUACGGGCUUACCAUACCAUAGCACAAACCAAUGCCGAUAAGAAGCAUUUAUCUAGCAUGGGUCUAGACCUUUCAAAUGGAACCAUUCGGAAGAACUUAGAAGCCGGAGUCAUCGAGCCUGCAAUGAGCAAAGUGAAGAUAAUUCAGUUUGCAACUGAAGCAGCCAUAACGAUUCUUCGAAUUGAUGACAUGAUCAAGCUUGUCAAAGAUGAAAGUCAGAAUGAAGAGAAUUAGGACCCUUUUUUUUUCUCUCUUUGAAGGACUUUCUGGUAUCAUGUUUGUACCACCAAAAAUGCCUGUUUUUGGUUUAUAAAUUAGUUUGUUAUCUUAAGCUUGCAUUCGUUUAUCUUAUAAAAAGCUUGCUUGCUUGCUCUAAGGCUAAAAUCCCUUGCCCAAGCAUCUAGAACAACUUCAAUCAAAUUGGUCUUGCCAUCACAAAGCAGCCGAUUUCCAUGUUUAGAAGAUUUUGGCGGGUCUAAUCAGAACAGAGUAAACACUUGCAACUGGAAAGGGAUCCUCUCCAUCUCCCUUGCAACUCUUACUACUUUUCACACGUGUAAGUCUAUGAUUGGAGCCACCUUGGCCACAAAAAAAUUUCAAUAUUCUAUAAUUAUAUAUGCUAACACAUGUUAAAAGUUUAUAAAAUAAUUGUAAAUGUCUUCGUGACUGCU
This is a messenger RNA of Corylus avellana, 2212 nucleotides long. Its product is annotated as T-complex protein 1 subunit alpha. The record is from RefSeq and is a predicted model, not a curated record. Gene Ontology annotation, biological process: protein folding. NCBI's taxonomy places the organism in Eukaryota, Viridiplantae, Streptophyta, Magnoliopsida, Fagales, Betulaceae. Gene Ontology annotation, molecular function: ATP hydrolysis activity; ATP binding; ATP-dependent protein folding chaperone.